GUGACGAGCGCGGGCAGCUUCCGGCGCCGCAGCCGAAGAGGAGGAGCCGCCCCGCAGCCUCCGCGGGGCCUAGGGGCAGAGAGUGGGGAGCCGCCCCGUCCCAGCCGCCAGGUCGACGCAGUUGGGGCCGCUGCGCCCGCCGGCGCCCCGCGAAGAUGCGACCGGUGUCUUAGGAUUAGGUGUUGGUUGCAGGUACAAGCCGGGCGCGGCCCGGGAGACGAGGAUGAUGAGGUAGGAGUGGGGUUCUUCUGAGGACCCGGAGCGACUCGUGUUCAUUUGUGGAAUCUUUCAGUGCCUUGUGUUUGUUCUGCACAUGGAAGAUGCCCAAUAAAUUGUUUCUUUACUGGAAUGAACUGCUGUUGUUUUCGGGGAUUGCAAGACCCCUGGGGACGGUGGCGCUGAAACCUGGACCUUGAAGAACACAGGAGCCUGCGCAAAGUGAUUUGAUUUGUGGGGAAGAGAAUCACCGAGUAACCUGCCUCAACGUGACUGCUGCUGUCUCCGUGUCUACCGCGCUGCCGCGAACAGGGGGAGGAGAUGGGGAAGACUUGGUGGUAAAGAGGACAGCCUCGCAUCCCAGACGGAAUGGUGUUAAACGCCGGCGCAAGGGCCCUUUCAGCUUGAGCCCUGUCUUUAAACCACAUGUGGGGGUCAGAGCUUUCCCCCAUUAUCAGCAUCAAUCAGCAACACAAUGAGUUCUGGAAAGUCUCCAUCCUUUUCCACAGCACCCUGCUCCAGGCCCCACUCAGGCUGCUCCAGGUUUUGUUUGUGCCUCAUGCUGAACUCCAACGUCAGGGGAAAGUAGAAGUGAGGUCGGCUGUUGCCCAUGUUUUUUGACUGGCAACCAGUUCUUGCUGCUUCUCUUAGCAGAAGAUUAAGGCGUUGUGGGGGCGGGGCAGGGCGGAAAGGACCUGGGCUUCCACAUAUCCCAGAGACACGCUAGGUAGGACUGUUUCUCUGUGCGGAAGCUCAUCAGGCUGGAGUGCAGUGGUGAUCAUGGCUCAUUACAGCCUUGAACUCUUGGGCUCAAGGGAUCCUCCCACCUCACCCUUCCACGCAGCUGGAACUACAGGCAAGAACCAAAAGAACCAAAGAGGGAACCAUUCAUACUUCAAGAUCUCUAAGAAAAAGUAGCAGUAUUUAAUAUGGAAUCAAAAGCUUGUGAAUCAAAUAAUGAAGAUCUUUUAUCAAGUAGUGGUGUCACAUCUAAUGGAGGUUCUUCGAGUUCGUUUUUUGUGUCAUCUAUUCGUGGUACAAUAAUUGAAAACACAUCUUCAGCUGGGACUUUGACACAAGUUCCUUUUUUCCCUAAAUAUGAAGUGGAACUUAAUUCUCCUAGAAAAAUCAUCCAGUCUCCUGGAAAGGAACACUUUGAACGUGUUUUGGAAGAAUAUUCACAUCAAGUCAAAGAUUUACAGAGAAGACUAAAUGAAAGCGAUGAAUUGCAUGAGAAACAAAAGUUUUAUUUGAGGCAAUCAGUCAUUGAUUUGCAAACAAAACUUCAGGAGAUGCAAAUGGAAAGAGAUGCUAUGGCUGACAUCAGACGAAGGGAGAGUCAGUCCCAGGAGGAUUUAAGAAAUCAGCUUCAAAAUACAGUUCAUGAACUUGAAGCUGCCAAAUGCCUUAAGGAGGACAUGCUGAAAGACAGCAACACACAGAUAGAGCAACUACGAAAAAUGAUGCUUAGUCAUGAGGUUGUGCUUCAAGAAAUCCGGUCAAUCCUAGUUGACUUUGAAGAAGCCUCAGGCAAAAAAAUAUAUGAACAUGACAGCAUGUCUACUCUGCACUUCCGCAGCUUGGGCUCAGCUAUUAGUAAAAUCCUAAGAGAAUUAGAGACAGAGAUUUCUUAUCAUAAAGGGAGGAUAUUUCCAGUAGAGGAUCAGCUUGAAGCACUGAAAUCUGAAUCACAGAACAAAAUAGAACUACUUCUGCAACAACAUCAAGAUAGGAUUGAGCAGUUAAUAAGUGAACGUGAAGUUGAAAUAACAGCACUUACUGAGAAAACUAGCAGUGCUCGAAGCCAAGCCAAUAGUAUCCAGAGUCAAAUGGAAAUCAUUCAAGAGCAAGCAAGAAACCAAAACUCUAUGUAUAUGCGUCAGCUCAGCGAUCUGGAAUCUACUGUUUCUCAGCUACAUUCUGAAUUAAGGGAAGCCAAAAGGAUGUAUGAAGACAAGACAGAAGAGCUGGAAAAGCAGUUAGUCCUUGCCAACUCAGAGCUAACUGAAGCCCGGACAGAGCGUGAUCAAUUCAGUCAGGAAUCUGGAAAUUUAGAUGAUCAACUUCAAAAGCUGUUGGCUGAUCUACACAAAAGGGAGAAGGAGCUGAGUCUGGAGAAGGAGCAGAAUAAGCGACUGUGGGACCGAGACACAGGCAACAGCAUCACCAUUGACCACCUGCGGCGGGAACUGGACGACCGGAACAUGGAGGUGCAGCGCCUGGAAGCCCUGCUCAAGGCCUUGAAGAGCGAGUGUCAGGGCCAGAUGGAGCAGCAGGUGGCAGCAAUUCAAGGAAAGAAUGAAAGUCUAGAAAAAGUAUCCUCCUUGACUGCUGAGCUUGAAUCCACCAAAGAGAUGCUGUGCAAAGUAGUAGAAGAGUUGACAGCCAAGAAAAUGACUCUGGAGAGCUCAGAGAGGGCAAUAUCGGACCUGACAACUUCUCUCCAGGAAAAAGAGAGAGCCAUCGAGGCUAACAAUGCAGAGAUCACAAAGCUCCGCUCCCAGGUGAACUUGAAGUUGCAGGAGCUGCAACACUCGAAAAAUGAAGGGGAUCAACUCAGAAAUGUGCAGACAGAAUGCGAGGCCUUCAAACUGCAGAUGACAGAGAAGGACAAGGUGAUCAAGAUUCUGCGACAGCAGAUUGAGAACAUGACGCAGCUGGUGGGCCAGCAUGGACAAACUGCUGGAGCUAUGCAAGUAGAAAAAGCUCAGCUGGAGAAAGAAAUUAAUGAUAGGCGGAUGGAACUAAAGGAACUUAAGAUUUUAAAAGAUAAAAAAGAUGCAAAGAUCCGGGAGCUUGAGGCCAGAGUGAGUGACUUGGAGCUGGAAAAGGUGAAGCUGGUGAAUGCAGGCUCUGAGUGGCUCCGUGCAGUGAAGGACAUCAAACAAGAGAGAGAUCAAUUAUUAAAUGAGGUGAAAACAAGUAGGAAUGAAUUAAACAAUCUUUCAGAGGAGUAUGAAGUCUUAAAAAGGAAUUUCCAAAACAAAAGUGAAGAAAUGGAAAUGACUACAAAUAAGUUGAAAAUGCAAUUAAAAUCUGCACAGUCUGAUCUAGAACAGACAAGAAAUACAUUAAAGUCAAUGGAAGGAUCUGAUGUUCAUGCUAUGAAAGUGGCAAUGGGGAUGCAAAAGCAAAUCACAGCCAAAAGAGGUCAGAUAGAUGCCCUUCAAAGCAAGAUACAGUUUUUGGAAGAGGCAAUGACAAAUGCAAAUAAGGAGAAACAUUUUCUGAAAGAAGAGAAAAGUAAACUCAGUCAGGAAUUGAGGACUGUUGCCACAGAAAAAAACAAGAUGGCUGGGGAGUUGGAAGUUCUGCGAUCUCAGGAACGCCGUUUGAAAGAAAAGUUUACUAAUAUGGAAGUUGCUCUGGAUAAGGCAUCUUUGCAGUUUGCAGAAUGUCAAGAUAUAAUACAGCGUCAGGAGCAAGAAUCAGUGCACUUAAAACUUCAACACUCUUCGGAUAUAAAAGAACUUCAGGGCCCUGGAUACACCUCAAAUUCUUCAUCGAAACCACGCCUUCUCCAGCCAGCAUCUGUUACUCGUUCUCAUUCUAAUGUACCAUCUUUGCAGUCUACAGCCAGCUUCCUGUCUCAUCACUCUACAAAAGCUAACACACUGAAGGAAGAUCCAACAAGAGACCUGAAACAGCUUCUCCAAGAGUUGAGAAGUGUGAUCAAUGAGGAGCCAGCUGUGUCUCUGAGCAAGACAGAGGAAGAUGGAAGAACAUCUCUGGGAGCCUUGUAUGUGGCUGUAGAGGAUAGGGUAAGAGAUUGCAUUACUGAAUCCAACCUGAGAUCAGACAUGUGCCAUAGAAGCAACAACUCGCUGAGGGACUCCACUGAAGGAAGCAAAUCAAGUGAAACUCUUAGUAGAGAGCCAGUCACAUUACACGCAGGAGACAUGGAAGAUCUCUCUGGUUGCUUCACAUUCACAGCUGCAGCAAGUCCAUCUGUGAAAAACUCAGCUUCUCGUUUAUUCAAUUCUUCUCCUAAGAAGUCUCCAGUGCACUCACUCCUAACUAGUUCAGUUGAAGGUUCAAUGGGUUCCACAUCACAAUACAGAUCUGCCAAGCCUAUUCAUUCAUCUGAUUCAGUUAAAGAUUCACAGUCUCCACCAAUAGAAACAACAGGAAAAACAUGCAGGAAGCUUCAGAACAGACUAGAAAGCUUGCAAACUCUGGUAGAAGAUUUACAGCUGAAGAACCAAGCAAUGUCUUCAAUGAUCAGAAAUCAAGAAAAGAGGAUACAGAAAGUAAAAGACCAGGAAAAAAUGUUACUAAAAUGACUCGUUGCUUGCCUAUUCUUUACAGAGGAAUGAGGCCCAAUUAACUGUGGUGUUACUUGUAAUUAGUGCCCUGUGUAUUUUUUCUUUUUAUGUGAAAAUUUAAUAAAAGAUACCCUGUCUUGUAAACUCUA
This is a messenger RNA of Symphalangus syndactylus (siamang), 4630 nucleotides long. It is a transcript of the gene CCDC158, whose product is annotated as coiled-coil domain containing 158. NCBI's taxonomy places the organism in Eukaryota, Metazoa, Chordata, Mammalia, Primates, Hylobatidae. The record is from RefSeq and is a predicted model, not a curated record.